GAGAUGUGAUUGGCUGGCUGGCUGGCUGCCUCGUGUGAACGAGUGAUGGGCUGUGGGCGUGAGUGCGUUGGGCAGCACCCCUGUAUCUGCAGGGCUUGACAUUCAUUACCUCCGCUUCUCUUGCUUUCACCUCCCUCGCAAUCGCACUCCCCGCACUCCUCGCACUCCUCACCAUUCCCACUCACGCUCACGCGCCCCAGGAAAGAUGAGUCAUUCUCAUUCUGCAGCCAGUUUGGCAAAAGCGAUUCGUCGUGCCCUAUCAGGCUCCUCUUCCAGCGGUGCCAUUCCCAUCACCGACGUGUAUGCCGCUCUGAGCGACGACGAAGCAAGCGGCCACAUCUUUGCCGAGCUUGUCCUGCUCUCUGCGCCCCCUCGAUGGAGCGCCAUCGCAGUGGACGGUGAUGCCGCCGCCGCCGCCGCCGGUCACGCUACCCUGGGCGUCACGCUCAACCUCGCAACUGGACAGCUCACGUCGCUGCAGAGCGAGUGGCACAAUGCCGACCUCGCGCUGCCCGAUGCUGUCGGUACGAUGCGACGCUGGCCGAUUGGUGCACGUGCACAAGCAGAGGCUGCUGCGGCACCAUCACCGUCACCGUCCAGCAACGCCGACUUGCUCCAUCUCGUGCACUUUUGGUGGGGCGCAUCGUUGUACAUUCCUGCCGCUGCCGCUGCCGUUGCCCCCGCCGCUCUGCCUGCAGCCUCCUCUUCGUACCCCCAGCUGGAACUGGCUGGCCUGGAAAAAGCCUUUGCAGCCGUCGACUUGCCUCGCGCCCUCUGCAUCGCCUUUGCUCUCCGUCUGCGCACACUUCGCGCAUCCUCGAGCCACGCUGCGGCGAUCCUCAGCUCGACCGCUCUGGCCCCGCUGGCCAUCCAAUCGCGCGCUUGGGACGCCAGCGAGCCCAGCUUACCAGCUGACCUCGCUUCGCCCUUCUCCCUGCGCCCAACGGUCGCCGCAUCGCAGCCACAUCGCGCGGCAUCUACUCGCCGCGCAUUGCCCCUGUUCAGGUCGCGCAAGAUCUCUGCACCUGCCAAGUACGUCAUCAAGGACGCCGCUGCGAGCGAGCCGACGACGACAACGACGACGACGCCCUCCGCCUCCUCCUCCUCAUCUCCUACAGAAGUGACUUCGACGUCCACUAGCAACUCUGGCAGCGCUGUCGCAACAGCCAUCGGUCCCAAGAGCGCCGCUGCUGCCACCUCGUCCAACUCGCCCAACAGCGGCAAGCCGCAAGAUGGCGGCGCUUCUGGAGGAGAUGCAAGCCCGUCCACCACGCCCAGCGAGAGGACGCGAACGGCGAUUCACAUCUUCUCCCUGGGAUCUCUGCGUCUCAACCUGUUCGGAUGGGUGAACAAGGAGAGGUUGGGAGGAUCGCCGCCGCCGCACAAAGACGCAUCAUCGUGCAGCUCGUCGCCUGCCAAUGCCGUCUGCGGUGGUGCAGUCGUCGUAGCGGUGCCUGGAUCCAGCGCCAGCGCCAGCUACUCGGCUGCAGCGGGACAGCAAACCAGCACGGAAGCGGAGGCAGAGCAGGGGACCAAGGGUCAAGGCGAUGCUGCCGAUGACGACGACGACAACGAGGCUGGUGGUGGUCAAGGUGGUGCGCCAGCUUCCGGCACGCCCACGCCCUCGGCCGCACGCUUCAAGCGCUUCUCGAGCCAAGGUCAGAUUCAGCAGACGUUUGUCGACGCGGACGCGUCGCCCAAGCUGGAUGCUGUUGCAGAGGAGAGUGAUGGUGGCAUGGUGACUCGCACGACUGUGACCACGGUGACGACGACGGAUGUGCAUCGCAUGACUGCGCACGAAGCUCGAAAGAGCGGAGCCAAUGCGGCCCCUAGCAUCGCAGCAGAGCCCACACAACCCUCGGUCGUAGCAUCAGCUGCCUAAGAUGACGUCACGCCUGUAUUCAAGUCGCGAGCUGAUUGAUGCUUGAUCGACGUGUAACGACGACUGAUGACCGCGAUGUGAUAAUGUCGCUCUCGAAUGCUACCAUAU
Ceraceosorus guamensis is the source of this 1990-nucleotide messenger RNA. RefSeq lists its product as hypothetical. Lineage: Eukaryota; Fungi; Basidiomycota; Exobasidiomycetes; Ceraceosorales; Ceraceosoraceae. The transcript is spliced from 2 exons. The coding region runs from base 206 to 1882 and encodes 558 amino acids. The record is from RefSeq and is a predicted model, not a curated record.